UCAGUCUUAUCAGCACGCCGAACUUUCUCCUUGAACAUAUCCUACGUGACACAAAUACGCGCUUAGAAAUCAUCGACCACCAUCUACCACGCAACAACAAAGCAACCGAAGCAAAGCAGAAAAAGCUAGCCAUGUCAGCGAUUAUCACUCCCACCACACAUAAGAAGGCCCCGAAGGAGAAGCCUGACCAAAAGUAUGCGCCCACACUACUUCUUCCUAAGACUGCAUUCCCCCUGCGCGCAGACGCUGCGGUUCGCGAACAUCUGUUCUGUCAGCGCUGCACCACAGAUCUGUACGCCUGGCAGCGUGAAAACAAUGAGGGGGAUCUCUUUGUGCUCCAUGAUGGGCCUCCAUAUGCGAACGGACACUUGCAUCUCGGCCAUGCGCUCAAUAAGGUGCUCAAGGAUUUUGUGAACCGACAGCAUGUCAUGAGAGGGUUCAAAGUCGAUUACCGCCCUGGCUGGGAUUGCCACGGCUUACCUAUAGAACUCAAGGCCCUCGCAGAACUCAAGGUCUCGGACCGAUCCAGCCUAAGCCCCACCCAAGUCCGCGCCGUCGCCCAGGCCACAGCUCAGUCGACCGUGGAAGCUCAACGAGCAGAGUUCUUGGCCUACGGUGUCAUGGGCGAUUGGGAGAACGGGUACAGGACCAUGGACAGGGACUUUGAGACGCGCCAGCUCAAUGUGUUUUAUGAGAUGAUGAACAAAGGGCUUAUUUACAGGGCUAACAAGCCCGUGUACUGGUCGCCCUCAUCCAAGACUGCGCUCGCAGAGUCCGAGCUCGAAUACAAGGAGGAUCAUAAGAGUCGAUCUGCAUGGGUCGCGUUCUUGGUGGACCAUCCUUCUCAAGGGUUAGCGAGGUUAUUACCGGACUCUGUAACGUUACACGCCGUAGUAUGGACGACCACUCCCUGGACUUUACCCGCCAACAGAAGUGUCGCCGUUCACCCCAAGAUGACCUACAGGCUGUUCCGUCCUAGUGCCACGAAUGAUCCCAGCAAGGUCUACCUCGCUGUCGCAGAGCAGCUGGACGAGAUGAAGAAGCGUUUCGCACCCAAGGACUCUACCGAGCCUGCCACUCUGGAGCUGUUUGGCGAAAUCUCUGGCCAAGACCUGGUCGGAAGCCGGUACCAGCAUCCUCUCACCACCGAGUCCAUGCCCUUCAUCGCGGCCGACUACGUCACCUCGGACUCUGGAUCUGGCCUUGUCCAUACGGCUCCUGGCCAUGGUAUGGACGAUUACAAGACCUGUUACCCGCUCGGGAUCGAAGCGUUCUGCCCUGUCGACAACGUGGGCGAUUUCACGGCCGAGGCGGGCCCGGAACUCGAGGGGCUCAAUGUCCAGACGAAGGGUACGGACAAGGUCCUGCAGUUGCUCGCUAUCAGAGGGACUCUGAUCCAGGAGCACGUUUAUGUGCACAAGUAUCCGUACGAUUGGCGGACUAAGAAACCCGUUAUCCUGCGUGCGACCUCGCAGUGGUUCGCGAACGUCGGGACCAUCAAGGAGGAUGCUCUGAAGGCGAUCGAGAGCGUGCGCAUCAUUCCUGAAGGGGCCAGACGGCGCCUUGAAGGGUUUGUGCAUUCGCGCUCGGAGUGGUGUAUCUCACGUCAGCGGUCUUGGGGCGUACCCAUCCCGGUGAUGUACGACAAUGAGACGGACGAGCCGCUGUUAACAAAGUCCUCAGUCCACCAUGUGAUCGAUAUCGUGAGGGAGCACGGUGCAGAUGCGUGGUGGAGCAUGACCACGGAGGAACUCCUUGCGCCCGAGUACAGGAAUAACGGCAAGAUCUACCGCCGCGGAUUUGAUACUAUGGACGUUUGGUUCGACAGCGGUACGAGCUGGACCAUGAUCCAGGAAAAGAUGCCUCGCCCCCAUCUCCCCUUCGUGGCGGACGUGUACUGCGAAGGAUCGGAUCAGCACCGUGGGUGGUUCCAGUCCUCGUUACUGACAUCAGUUGCGUUGACGGGCAAGGCGCCCUACGGGACGUUGAUCACUCACGGGUUCUUGCUGGAUGCGAAGGGGUUCAAGCAGAGCAAGUCCCUUGGCAACACGGUUGACCCAGCUGUGAUCAUCAACGGAGGUAAGAACUUGCAGAAGGAUCCGGCAUACGGGACGGAUUUGCUGCGGUUAUGGGCGGCAUCUUCGGAAUAUACGAAGGAUAUUGCGAUUGGCAAGACGAUCUUGACGCAGGUGGCGGAGAGCAUGCGCAAGUUUCGGACGACAGCUAGGUUUAUCCUGGGCAACUUGAAUGGGUUCAAGGAGGCGGAGGCGGUUGCGUAUGAGGAGUUGAGUCGUUUAGAUCGGUUCAUGUUAUCCGAGACGUAUCAGUUCUGCAAGAACGUGAAUGCAGCCUAUGACGAGUACAUGUUCAACAAAGUGUUCGGUCAGCUUCAGUACUUUACGAGCACAACGCUUUCCUCUUUCUACUUGGAUGUCAUCAAGGACACCUUGUACUCUGAAGCUGAGAACAGCCCAAAGCGCCGUGCUGUCCAGACCGUGCUCUUCCAUGUCUUGAACGCCCUCAACAAGAGCAUUGCACCAUUGGCGCCCCAUUUUGCCGAAGAAGUCUACGAGAACUACCGCGACUGCUUCAUGAGCUCACAGCCAAGCGUGUUCCGUACCGGUUGGCUCGAAAUCUCCGAGUCCUGGAACGACGCUGCCUUACGCGAGGAGUUCCAGAUCUUGAAACAGCUCCGUGUGGAAGCCAACCAGCUCCUGGAGCAGGCUCGCGCUGCCAAGGUCAUCGGACCCUCGUUGGAGGCGACUGUGGAGUUCCAGUUACCUACGGAGACAGAGACGCCUGUGGAGGAGCAGGAGAUCUUGAGUGGGGUUGUCAAGAAGUAUGCGGAUGAUUUCGCGAAGCUAUUCAUUACCUCGGAGGUCUUUGUUACGAGUGAUGAUUUGUCUAUGGACGUUGCUUCCGCUGCAGGGAAGAAUGUGUUUGUGAGGGAGGUUUGUAUGCCGAAGGUGGGGUCGUGUCGUCUGGUAGUGCGACGAGCGACAUUGCACAAAUGUCCACGGUGCUGGGCGUUCACUUCCAAGGAGCAGGAUGUACUCUGCAAUCGAUGUGGCCCUGUCGUGGCUUCUUUGCAUUUGUAGACAGAUGUAGACGACGUUUGAACGACGAUGCAUCAAUAAAUUCGUUUCUUAAUGCGC
Messenger RNA from Gamsiella multidivaricata, 3155 nucleotides. Its product is annotated as isoleucyl-tRNA synthetase. The record is from RefSeq and is a predicted model, not a curated record. Gene Ontology annotation, cellular component: cytosol. Gene Ontology annotation, biological process: isoleucyl-tRNA aminoacylation. Gene Ontology annotation, molecular function: isoleucine-tRNA ligase activity; tRNA binding; ATP binding. The transcript has 5 exons. The coding region runs from base 132 to 3098 and encodes 988 amino acids. Lineage: Eukaryota; Fungi; Mortierellomycota; Mortierellomycetes; Mortierellales; Mortierellaceae.